AAAAAAAAAAUAAUCAUUAUAAUUAAUUAUUUUCAGAAUAAAAAAUAUAUAAACAAUUAAUCAAUUAAUUUUUGACCAUAUAAAGAUAGAUUUCACCAAUUUAAACAUGAGAGAAAUGGGGCCUUUUAGAUCGUCCGUUUUGGACUCUUCAACUAAUAAAGACGAUAUACUUAAUAUAGUCCUGUUGGGUGAAGGUAGUGCUGGUAAGACAACUAUGACAGUAAGAGUCAAAGAAGGCAGGUUCAUUGAAUAAUACGACCCUACAUUAUAUGAUGUCCAUAAAUUCAAAAUGUCUGUUGAUGGAUAAGAUGAGCAUGUUGAGAUUUAGGAUACUGCAGGACAAGAAGUUUUCUAUGAUUCUGUUAUAGACGAAUUUAUACGUAAAGCUAAUGGUAUAGUGUUUAUGUACUAAAUAACAAGUUAGCAUUCUUUACAGGAAUUAGAAGAAAAGUAUAUACAAAAGGUUAGACUGAUAAAAAAGGAUAUGUUUCAUGCAGUAAUUGUUGGAAAUAAGAAAGAUUUAGAGUCAUAUAGAGAAGUUUCUUUUGAGGAGGGCAAGCAAGUUGCAGAUAAAUAUAAUAUUCCUUUUUACGAAAUAUCUCUAAAAAAAGAAGAUUAAAUUGCCCUUCAAAUAUUUUAAGAUCUAGUACGAAAGAUGAAACCAAAAAAAGCAGUAAUUCCCUUAAAAUAAACAUAAAGUUAAAACUGGUGUAAUAAAACAUGCUAAAUUUUUUGAUAAAACUAACCAAAGUUCUAAUUAUAUUUUACCGACAGCUUUAAGCAUAAGAAAAAUGCGGAUUUACAGUAACCAAUAAAUAGAUGAUUUAUAUAAUUUAAGUUGUAAUACAUACAAGUAGAUAGAUAGAUAGAUACUAAGCACUCACUCUUAAAUAAUCAAUCAAAAAGAUAUAUGAUGGAUGGAUGAGAAAUUCUGAUAAAAAAUUAAUUAAAUAAAUAAAUAAAUAAAUAAGCUUUUGCAAAUAUUUAAAAUCUAUUUUAAAUAAAUAAACAAAUACUUAUAUACAUACAUAGAUAGAUAAUUAUAUAUACAUUUUAACAACAAAUAAUAUUUGUAAAAAGUAAAAAAUCUAUAAGCAAAAUUCAAAUAAAACAAUUAAUUUAUUGAAAAUUUAUUUUAUUAAUUCGUAUUUUAUUUUUAUGCCUUUAUUUGCUUGAAUAUUUUUUGUAAUAUAUAUAAAAUUUUGAACUAUUAAAUUAUAAUUAA
Messenger RNA from Tetrahymena thermophila SB210, 1225 nucleotides. RefSeq names its product Ras family small GTPase. Gene Ontology annotation, biological process: signal transduction. The transcript is spliced from 2 exons. The record is from RefSeq and is a predicted model, not a curated record. Gene Ontology annotation, cellular component: plasma membrane. Gene Ontology annotation, molecular function: GDP binding; GTPase activity; GTP binding. Lineage: Eukaryota; Ciliophora; Oligohymenophorea; Hymenostomatida; Tetrahymenidae.